UGCUUAUUUUAUUAGAUAUCUCUUAUGUGCUAUCUAAACCUGACACAUUCGGCAGAUGAACUCUUUUGGUGAUCAGUAUGUUGGAACAUUGCUAUUCAUGUAUUGGCUGUGGGUGACCACAAAUCCAGUGGUUAGAGAUGGAAAAUAUGAGAAGCUUCUUCAUCAGUUGUGUGAUAUAUUUUGGAUGUUUAGCAUGGCAUAAGCAAUUCAUAUUUAUGGUUUGGUUGGUAAAUUCCUAAAAAUGGAGAGAGGGACAAGUUGGUUCUAUUUGUAUAAGCUUAAAGGUGGUCAUGAGAUUAAGAGACAAUUACAAAAAUAAGAAGACAUGAUACUCUUUGGGCUUGAAGUUAUUAGUGAGCAUUUCGAGUCAGAUUAUUGUGACAAAGAAAGAGGUUUGCAAUUUACUUAAGUGGGCUUUUGGUCCUAAUGUAGUAUAAUCUAAAGAUGAAAUUUUAGCUCUUUGUAUUUGUCCAAUGGUUUUGUGAGGUUUGGGAGGAUCAGUCAUUUUUUCCUAUCGCUGUUUACCAUAGUGAGCUAAGGUGAUGUCCUUGAUGUUUUUUUUUUCUUUGAUGUUUUUUCUAUUUGUUCUCAUGGCUAAACAUUUAAUCUCACUUAUAGGGUUGCUUCUACGAGAAAUGAAAGAAUUUUGGCGUGUUGCGCUAUUGCUGUCAAUGUGGUUGUACCCUCCCAGUAUUGAUUGUGUUGCAAAUUCUUCAGAAGAGCACUUCAGAUUGGACAGCAGAAAAGAAAUGUUUGAGAUGGUUGAGAAUGCAAUUAUAAAACUAGGUCGAGUGGUAUCUGCUGCACCCUUAAACAGGGACAUUGAGAUCCAGUCUCAGUUGGGACUUGGAUACAUGCGGGUUACUGUCUAUGUAAAUGCCACCAAUAUUCACUUGAUCUGGAUGGCAGGUCUGGAGAAAAUCUGGGAAGUAAAACCACUGGUCAAUGGGAAGGAUAUCAUGAGUGUUUUGCAGCUUAGAACUGGAGGGCCACUUGUUAGGGAAUGGCAACAAAAACUUCUUGAGUGGCAGCUUGCUCAUCCAUCGGGGACUGCAGAGGAAUGUAUUGAUUGGAUGAGGCAAACUCAUUCAAAGCGUACAAGGACAGAGUAA
Molecule: messenger RNA, 1112 nt
Organism: Ilex paraguariensis (yerba mate)
Lineage: Eukaryota; Viridiplantae; Streptophyta; Magnoliopsida; Aquifoliales; Aquifoliaceae
Source: the annotation of a GenBank genome assembly